Molecule: messenger RNA, 1207 nt
Organism: Caenorhabditis elegans
Lineage: Eukaryota; Metazoa; Nematoda; Chromadorea; Rhabditida; Rhabditidae
Gene: R05H5.7
Product: WAP domain-containing protein
Exons: 4
Coding region: 23-634 (203 amino acids)
Source: RefSeq, marked reviewed
AGACUCUACAUCUAUUAAUAUAAUGCGGUCACUCUACAUCAUCAGCCUGACAAUCCUCGACAUAGUACUUUGCAUGGCUCCAAUGCCUCAUAUUGAUUGGUGUCUUUAUUGGAGAUAUUUCAAUAAGGAUCAAUUUAGGCCCGAAUGUAACGGAGUGUACCGUCUGAGGUUUGCGAAACAUAAAGCUCACGAUCAUCGACCCCGAGUAACCCCUCAACUAUCAAGUGUCCCAUGGACACCAGCAGCACCAGUUCCAAGAUUCAACUCUUUUGUCAAUACGAACUCUAUAAUCAUAAGCAAUGAAAAUGGAUUUGGAGAGUGUCGACCGCAUCAUACAAAUUGCCAGCAAUCCGGACAAUGUUCAUCAAAUCAAUUAUGCAUAGACAGUAAUGGAUAUUGUUGUGGCAAUAAAAAAAUAAUAACCGAAUGCCCAUCACCAUCCUCUCUUGUUGCUCAUUGUGCAUUCCGUCGUCGUCAAGUGAAUUGGUGUGAAUCAGAUUCCGAAUGUGCACCACACUUGGCUCCACGUCAGAACAGAUUUUUCUUUAACGACGCCACAGUUCUGGACAGCAUUCAGAAGUCUCCAUCACUUUGCUGCCCGACCCAAUGUGGUUAUAAUGUGUGUGUUCGAUAGGCUUCUGGUAUUGUGCUCUUUAUACUUGAAAGAGCACAACACACCUGUGACCAGAGUCCUCAUGACAAGAAUUUUUUUUCAGUAUUUGUAUAUUUCGAUGAGAAAAAAACACACUUUUUGUAUUUUUAGUUUGGUCAGAUCUUUGCCAAAACUGCUGAACUUUUGAGCAAAACUAUUUGACGCAUGACUUUCAUUCUUUGCGAUUGAUGUGCUAUGCAGAUUUUCUUGAAACUUUAGCAUACCGAAAUUUUAUUAAUUAAAAGCAAUUCGGUCUUUUCGAAAUAAUUUUUUUAAACCUCGAUUAAUAUAUAUUACUUCCUUUUCUCCCCCUUUUUAUGUAUGUUUUAUGAUUGUGAUUUCCAAUACGUGUACAUUCUUGAUUAAUUUAUUCUCUCCAGCAACAAGUUGCAAAUUGGAAUUAGAGAGUCAGUGUUAGAGAAAUACGAGUUUCCCUCUUUUUAAUGUAAAGUUUAUUGUUUCACCACUCGUGCAGGUGUUAACAUGCUUUUUCGAUCGCCCUUACGAACUUUUUUAUUUAUAUGUCAAUAAAUAUUUUACUGAUUUCAUAAAAUU